AUGUUAAGAACGAAUCUAUGCUUUUUCAUUGACAACUCUUCUACACCUCGUAGACUACUAUUGGGUUUAAAGAAGAAGGGGUUUGGUAAAGGUCGAUGGAAUGGUAUAGGAGGUAAAAAGACAGAUGAUGAAACUAUCGAUGAAAGUGCAAUCAGAGAAUGUGUAGAAGAGGUUGGUCUAAAACCAACUAAUUUGGUUAAAAGAGGAGAACUACAAUACUAUUACAAGAAUCAAAAACAUAUGAAUACACAUUGUACCAUUUACACGAUCGACAUGUGGACCGGAGAUUUAAUAGAAUCCGAUGAAAUGAGUCCAAAGUGGUGGAAUCUAGAUAGUGAUAGCAAUAGUGAUAACACCGAUCCACUUCCAUAUGACCUCAUGUGGGAUGAUAUGAAGGUUUGGUUUCCAUCAUUUAUCAAUAGUGACUUUAAAACAGCAACAACAACACCAACAAAGUUUACAUCAACAAACUUUUACUUUGAUGAAAAUGAUAAUCUAAUUAGUCAUAACUAG
Messenger RNA from Cavenderia fasciculata, 513 nucleotides. RefSeq lists its product as uncharacterized. The transcript is spliced from 2 exons. The coding region runs from base 1 to 513 and encodes 170 amino acids. The record is from RefSeq and is a predicted model, not a curated record. Gene Ontology annotation, molecular function: 8-oxo-7,8-dihydroguanosine triphosphate pyrophosphatase activity. Lineage: Eukaryota; Evosea; Eumycetozoa; Acytosteliales; Cavenderiaceae. Gene Ontology annotation, biological process: DNA protection.